AUGUCUACCCUCUUUGGCUCGGCGGCCUCGAGCGCCUCUGCGUCGACGACGGUGGGCGACCUGAAGCAGGACGUCGCGCUCAGCGACCCGCCGACGGACAGCAUCUCGGACCUGGCGUUUUCGCCGGCGCCCAACGGGCCUGACUUCCUGGCCAUUUCCAGCUGGGACAACAAGGUCCGCAUCUACGAGAUUGCGCAGAAUGGACAGAGCCAGGGACGGCACGCGUUUGAGCACAGUCAGCCUGUGCUGGGCGUUGAUUUCUCAAAGGACGGCACAAAAGUAGCCUCGGCGGGCGCGGACAAGAACGUCAAGGUGUGCGAUCUGGCGUCCCAGCAGGACAUUGUCAUCGGCACGCACGACAUGCCCGUGCGGAGCGUGCGCUUCUUUGACAGCGGCAGCGGCACCAUGGUGGUGUCGGGCUCGUGGGACAAGACGGUCAAGUACUGGGACCUGCGGCAGCAGGGGCCGGCGGCGACGCUGGCCUGCCAGGAGCGCGUGUACACCAUGGAUGUGCAGCAGAACCUGCUGGUCAUUGGCACGGCGGACCGGUACAUCAACGUGGUGGACCUCAAAAACCCGACCAAGUUCUACAAGACGCUGCAGAGCCCGCUUAAGUGGCAGACGAGAGUCGUCAGCUGCUUCCCCGACUCGACGGGCUUCGCUAUCGGUAGUAUCGAAGGCCGAUGUGCCAUUCAGUACGUGGAGGAGAAGGAUGCUUCCUCCAACUUUUCAUUCAAAUGCCACCGCGAUCCGGCCGUCAACAACGUGGUCAACGUGCACGCCGUCAACGACAUCUCCUUCCACCCCGUACACGGCACCUUUAGCACGGCGGGAUCCGACGGCACGUUCCACUUCUGGGACAAGGACGCCAAGCACCGCCUCAAGGGAUACCCCAACGUGGGCGGCAGCAUCACGGCGACGACGUUCAACAAGACGGGAAGCAUCUUUGCCUACGCCAUUAGCUAUGACUGGAGCAAGGGCUUCCAGCACAACACGCAGAACUACCCGAUCAAGGUGAUGCUGCACCCGGUGAACAAUGACGAGUGCAAGCCUAGGCCGUCGGCCAAGAAGAGGUAA
Trichoderma citrinoviride is the source of this 1077-nucleotide messenger RNA. RefSeq names its product WD40 repeat-like protein. Gene Ontology annotation, biological process: RNA export from nucleus; transcription-dependent tethering of RNA polymerase II gene DNA at nuclear periphery. NCBI's taxonomy places the organism in Eukaryota, Fungi, Ascomycota, Sordariomycetes, Hypocreales, Hypocreaceae. The transcript is spliced from 3 exons. Gene Ontology annotation, molecular function: RNA binding; ubiquitin binding. The coding region runs from base 1 to 1077 and encodes 358 amino acids. The record is from RefSeq and is a predicted model, not a curated record. Gene Ontology annotation, cellular component: nuclear pore.